CAUCGAUGAGAGCGACUAAUCCCGGACGAUGAUGGCCGCCGGCAUCAAGAGAAAGCCGGGCGACGGCGAAGGCGGUAGUGCUGCAGCAGGUAGUAAGGAGGGUCCGGAGAAGAACAAGAAAGUGCGGCUCUUGGAAAAGAAGCGAAAGUCGCGAGUGAUCAAAGUGGGCAACAACGAUGAGAAGAAGCGGCGAGGACCAGACCUGCCCGGACAGCUCGGCGUCGACUCAACUCUCGAGGCACAUGCCCAGGAGAUCGCUUCGCUCAGAGCUGCAAUGGCCCGAGCAGCAUCCAAGGAGGGGUCUAACGUGCGGGCAUGGCAGAUGCUACCAAGACAUGCACGGCGCCGCAAUGCCUCGCACAACUUGCUCGCGCUUCCCAAGCGACUCCGCAGCAAAGGCCGCGCUGAGCUCCGAGCCAGCAAGACGGAGCCAAGAUCGAGGGCAGAGUCUCGACACCGGAGGUCAGCAAAGGGGCGAAGCAGCCUGGGCGCGUAUCCUCGCCGAGUCGAGACGCGUCGCCAUACCGAGCUGGUGCUACGGGCCUUGAGGAGCGCCAGAAAGGGUAAGACAGGUGCAUACGGCCGUGCUGGCGUGGCAAGACGAGCAAAUGCGUGGCUCGAAACACAUCUUUGGCACGCUAAGCGCUUUCGCAUGAGUUCGCUGCGCCCUAAAGUCUUUGGUCCGAGGGGUACUUUGCCGUCGCCCACUCUUUCCCGGUGGGGUUUCAGCCUGGCCGAGGAGCCGAGCCUCAAGUCGCAUCGUGCCAGCUGGCGGGCGCAGAAGGCGCGUGCUACUGUCAUGGAUCGCAGCUACGAAUCAUGGAUCCGGAUCGACUCGUUAGCGGAGGAAGGCGAGAUGCCCGCUGAGGAGGCGUUGGGAAGAGCUCUGGCAGCUGCGGGCAUCCUCGAUGGCUGGCAGCCAAGCAUCUGGGGCCCAGGCACGAAGUAUUGCGAGACAACGAUGAUGAGCUUCAGCAACGAGGAGCGAGGCAAGCAGACGUCGAUGUCUUCUCUGCCGGCCGCUCAAGCGCCCGUCCAGGUGAUGUGGAUCCCGGAGCAAGACCGAAAACCGCGGCGAGCCCUCCUCAAGACGCACCCUGCCAACAUCGACAUGCUCUUCGGCAGAGUCAAGCGCGCUUGUCAAACGACAAAGUCCGAGGUAAAGGUGGAAGGGAAGAUGGUGGGGCACCUUCAGGUCACUCGCCUCAAUGCGAUUCCCAGUCCAGUCAUCUCGGCCGGCUCUGGCGCAAAAGGUCGCCGACAUGGCAGCCAGGCGAUUGCUCCGGGAAGCAAGAGGACGGCGGCUGCCUUUCUGGCUGCGAUACAGCGUGCGGCAGCGAAGCUUGAGGGCUUCAAUACCUUUGAGAUUGCCGGUCCUCAAGCCGGGCCUCUGUUGGCCUCUGUUUUGAGAUUGCCGAAGUCAACGGACAAAGUUAAGAAGGAGGCCUACGAUGUGCUCGCAUCGCGACACCCCAAGAUCGAGUCAGGCACCGUCAUGGCUUUCGAUGUUCACGAUCCCCGGCUCAGCUACCCUCCUAAGAAGAGGGCCGUAGGCGAUGUGCGGCGAGAGGGUGCCGGGAAAGUGAAGAAGAGCACCGUGGUUGGUGACCCAACCCUGGCGAGAGGAAGGCUCUUCACCCACGGGGCAAUGCUGCCGACCUACACAAAGGGCGAAAUUGACAGCCGCCGAGCACACCUCGUUGUGCCUGGCUCCAGACUGCUCCCAAGCUCAAGCGACGAUGUCGUACCCGUGGUCGUGCUCUGCGGCGCACAGAGCCGCUUCACUCUGAUCGUCCCUCGAGGCUGGGGCCGCCCGUUCUGGCUUUCGUUGGCCCACGGCGAUCCUGGCACGGUUCGUGUGAUUGGGCAGGUCCAGGCUCGCUCGAUUCAGCUUGACUCUGGCUCGCCUUGCUAUCCGCAUGACUGGACGGGUACAGCAGCAGGCCGGUUCAUCCAGGAUGAGGAGGCUAGUAGAGCGCAGGCCGAAUGGAGCCGGAGACCGCCGGCGAAGCGCGUCAACUACGACCGGGCAGGGAUCCGAUUCCCGUGGGGAGGAAGGGAACUAUGGGAGACAUGCGUGGCCAAUGGGAGCCGCUUCGAGCGGUCCCGAGGCGAAGAAGAUAAAAGGAAGAGGAGAGCACCGUGGAUGCUUGCCACUUCGUCUUCGGCACAGCUUGGUUCUCGAACGGGAACAGGAGAGCAGGUUGAUCAGCUUCAAGGAAGCCCAGUCGUCGACAUGGGCAAGCUCGUCGAACGCUACGUGUCUGGCGGUGAAGAUGCAGUCAGGCUUGACUUUGGCCAUGACAUUUCACGAGUGCUCGUGUGCGUUCGCGUCACCGCGUGCCGAAAGGGUGCCUUUGGGCCCUUUGCCGAGAUUCACCAUCUCCGAGAGAGGGACGCUGUUCACUGGCGAGAGACGCUGGAGGCCGUCGAGAAGCAAAAGGAGCAACGCGAUGAGGUGGAGCUUCAUCGCCUGGAGUCGAAACGUGCGGCAAAGGAUACGCUGGUGGGCGCCGUAACGACGGGCGAUUACUCGCUGUCGAGAGGCAGAGGGCAGGCGAUUGCCAGUAUCAGCCUCAUCGCGUGGCUCGACCUUGUAAAGAGGGAUGUAGCAAGGGGCCAAGCAGUUACGGAGAAGGAGGCGGGAAUGGAGAAGCAGAGAAACCCGAUUCCUCUCGACAAGCUUGUCAUCGUCCGCAACAUCGAUGGCGGCGUGUGUCGAGCAGCGAGCCUGGACCUGAUCCAUUUCGCGUGAGAUUCUUUAUUAUCAUCAUCAUUGUACAACUACAAAU
This is a messenger RNA of Acaromyces ingoldii, 2792 nucleotides long. RefSeq lists its product as hypothetical. The record is from RefSeq and is a predicted model, not a curated record. Gene Ontology annotation, cellular component: ribonuclease MRP complex; nucleolar ribonuclease P complex. Lineage: Eukaryota; Fungi; Basidiomycota; Exobasidiomycetes; Exobasidiales; Cryptobasidiaceae. Bases 29 to 2755 code for a protein of 908 amino acids. Gene Ontology annotation, biological process: tRNA 5'-leader removal. The transcript has 3 exons.